Eupeodes corollae is the source of this 4063-nucleotide messenger RNA. Its product is annotated as galactosylgalactosylxylosylprotein 3-beta-glucuronosyltransferase S. Gene Ontology annotation, molecular function: galactosylgalactosylxylosylprotein 3-beta-glucuronosyltransferase activity. The transcript is spliced from 5 exons. The coding region runs from base 382 to 1647 and encodes 421 amino acids. The record is from RefSeq and is a predicted model, not a curated record. Lineage: Eukaryota; Metazoa; Arthropoda; Insecta; Diptera; Syrphidae. Gene Ontology annotation, biological process: carbohydrate metabolic process; chondroitin sulfate proteoglycan biosynthetic process. Gene Ontology annotation, cellular component: Golgi membrane.
CACAAGAGGGUAGUCGUUUUCUCGUUUCUGGUGGCGUUUUUCGUAUUGUACGCGCCUGCACGGUCGCCGUUGUCGUCUUCGUCGUUGUUUUAUUUUUUUUUCUUCCAUCGUCGUUUGUCGAUUACAAAAUGCUUUACACAAAAAUUAUCAUAAUUUAUUACUCAAUUUAAACAAAGCAAAGUUUAACUAAUAGAAAACUCAAAAAAAGUGUCUUGUAAAAAUGAAAUCCCAUCUGUGAAAAAAAAACAACGGAAGCAUUUUCUUUCGUGUCUUGAAAACGAAAAAAAAAUAUAUAAGAGUGCUCCUCCUUGCCCCGCAAAAUACCUCUGUCUCUAUCGUCUCUCGGUCUCGUCGCUCGUCUCUGCACGAUAUUAACUCGCAAUGCCGAAAAUACUCUAUCGUCCUUUGGGCAAUCAAUCGCGCCAAUCAUCAACCUCAGCCUGGGCCACAGCAGCAACUUCGAGGAAUUCUAUGGCAUUUGCGAUUGUCGUUUGCCUGGUCAUCGUCUAUGUGAUUUGGAUAUCGUCAAGCAGUUCAACGCAAUCAGGUAAUCUAGCUGCGACCAGCUUGCAUCAUCACAGCAGCAUGCAUCUGAUGCGUUACAGCAGAGAUGAGAAUGAAUUCAUGUCGGCUGUCUCGCGAAUCUCUGCCGCCGCCGCUGCAGCUGGAGGUUCUUCUUCCGCGCAUCACAGAUCAAAAGACACAUCGAAUUAUAUCGUUAACGAUACAUCAGUUGUGUGUAGUGAGAAUUUUUCUGACACACGACAAUUUGUACAAAACCGUCCAAUAAGCGAAUUCGAUGGCCUACCAACAAUAUACUUCAUAACGCCAACCUAUCCGCGGCGUGAACAAAUUCCUGAACUCACACGUUUGGCACAUACUCUGAUGCAUGUUCCAAAAAUCCAUUGGAUAGUUGCGGAUGAUUUUGCUGAAUGUAAUAUAUUUUUAGGUUAUUUAUUUAAUAAGUUUGGAAUUCCAUUUACUCAUAUUUCUAGUCCGAUGCCCGAUAUCUAUCGUAGUCUAACUCCUAACCCUCGUGGUGUGGCGAAUCGUCGAGCAGCACUCAAUUGGUUGCGCCAGCAAAAACAAACCUCUGGUGUUCUGUAUUUUGGCGAUGAUGAUAAUACAUUCGAUUUGAAGUUAUUCUCGGAAAUUCGAGAUACCAAAAAGGUUUCAAUGUUUCCUGUAGGUCUAAUUGGAAUGUUUUCAGUUAGUACACCGGUCGUACAAAAGGGAAAAGUUAUUGGCUUUUUUGACUCAUGGCCAGGUAAUCGGAGAUGGCCAGUUGAUAUGGCUGGAUUUGCUGUGAAUCUGGAACAUUUUGCCAAUCAUCCUAAUGCAACAAUGCCUUAUAAAGCUGGCUAUGAAGAAGAUUCAUUCUUACGGAGUAUAUCGUUGUCUUUGAAAGAUAUCGAACCUAAGGCGAAUAAUUGUACUGAGAUUUUAGUAUGGCAUACACAAACGCAAAAAACAAAAGCUCCGACAAUUCGAAUAAAUUCACAAUAUUUAGAUGAUAAAUCUAGUUUAGGAUUAUUGUUUAAAGAACUUGAGAUCAUGGGUGUGAGUCAUGCUUCAGAUUAUGAUGGUGUUAAGGCAACAAUAACGAAAAAUGGCAAAACGAAACCAAUAUCUUAUUAUCUUCGGUGAGAUUCGGCCUUAAUUAAAUUUUGGAAUUGGUUAUUUCCCAGUUAUGGCUGAUAAUAGUGAUGUUUGGAACAAAAUUUAAAAACAAAAAUGAACAGAACUACACCGGCGCCGCCGUCCGAUUGAUUUAAAUAAACACUAGAAAAAGCGGCCUUUCUCUGUUUUGGUAUCGAAUUUUGUGAAAAUUAGUACUGUAAGGAAAGAAACAAAAAAGAAAUUUUUUUAAAAAUGAUUUAAAAGACAUCACAAAAAAAACCAGAAAAUGUAAGUAAGUUUGUUUAAAUUUGUUGAUUAUGUAUUUUCUACUAGCACUAGAAGAAAUUAAUAUCAAUGAUAUGUACCUUUGUUAAAUUAUAAAUUAAAAUAAUUAUUACUUAUAUUAAUAGACAUAAUACCUCUUGGAUUUGUAAUAAUUAUAAAAACAACAGCAACAACAACAAAUACAAAAUUAUAGAAUUUUUAGAUUAGAGCUAAAAAAAACUGAAUAAUUUAUUUAUUAUUUAAAUAAUAAAAUUAACAUGAACAAAAUAAUCUAAAUAUUGGCGUGGAUGUGCCUGUUGCCAAUUGGUACUGAUUAUGAUUAACAAAAAAACAAAACAGAACAUACUCACAAUUUUCUUUUGAUAAUUGUUUUAUUAAAUCAUGUUCUCAAUAAUUCAAAAAAAUCCUCGUUAAAAAUUCAAAUUAUUUACCAUUUGAUCAUUUUCGACAUAAGUAUGUACUUUUAAUAUUUGUUAUAUUUGGCCACAGGAACAACUAUUUGUUUGCAACAAUCAAACAAUGUGGUGUGGUAUUAAUCAAACAAUGUGGUUUGAGAUCUUAUUUCUUUUUUAAACUUCAUAUUGAAUGAAAACUGACAAAAGUUGUUUUAGUAAAACGAUUAUCGAAUCAAAGAUGAUAAUUAGUAUUAAAAAAAAAAACUGAAAUUAUUUUUCUUCCAUCGUUAAUAUUUCGCUUUUGCAAUAAUAUUUUCUCGAAAUAUUAUACAGUUUAAAGUUUAUUAUAGAAACAUUUGAAACUUGUUACCCCGAUCAAUGGAGGGAUGAAAAUCUUUCACCGGCUUCUUUUAAAUUGCUUUUAAAAGAAGUUUAUUCUUUAAGUUAAAAAGCUGUCAAUAUUGACAAUAUUUUCUCCUACAUUGAUGUGCCUAUAAGGUCUUCCUGAUGAAGUAUUGAGACGAAGACAUUUUAAAAAUUAGAGCAUUGUCAGUACUGUUCACUACGACUUGACUCAUAUCAAAAGAAAAUGCUACAGGUUAGACAUUGACUUUUCCUUGUUAUUUUAUUCACGAAAAGCAGCUCGUUGUAUGUUUGCAUGACAUGGAGUGACAUUUCUUUUUUAUGUCAAUGGUGAAUGUGAGGCACGUUCUUUAAGUUUCAAUAUUUUCGGAUUCGACGCAGCGCGACCCGUUUUGAUAAUUUGACUAAUUGUAGUUAUGUUUUAAUAAUUGUGAAAGAAGAAGAAAACUGGUUUGAAUGUCAUUCACAAAGUCGAGAAAAACGAAUAGUCGAGAAUACAGCCUUACAUAACCCCAGUUUUACUACCUUGUUAUAAGGAAAAAUUUGCAGAUGAUUUGAGUUCUGACAUUUGUGAACACUAUUGAACAAUUCGAUGAUACAUUCAAGUUAUGAGACCAGCUUUAGAAGUUCAUUCGGGUGAAGUAGCUGCUUAAAUUUCUUUAUUUAAUUAAAUUAAAACGAAAUGAUGUGAAUCUCUUAUCUUUAAAAGCAGUUAUUUGUAGUUUCAUUGUUUUUUUUUAUAGUUUAAUGCUAAAUGGAAGAUUCAACUUAAAACAAAUAUAAGCUAAACUAAAUAAAUAUAUCGUUAAUUAAAUAAUCAAAUUGAAUCAUAUCAUGUGAGUCUUAUAAUUUAACAGUGAUAAUAAUUAUUACAACACAUAUACAUACUAUAUAGACAAAUAUUUUGUAUCCUCCUGUUUUGCUUCUUCAAAUAAAAACAUAUUUAUUCCCAUGGCUAACAAAAAUAAAACAAUGACAAAUAAAGAAUAAUUUGCAGUUCCUGCUUAUGCUCUUAAUCUAAAUUAAUAAAACAAGAACAAAAUUUAGAAUAUAAUAUUUAAUUUCAAAAUAUAAACAAAAAUAUACACAUUUGCAUUAUAGUUAUUUAUUAAAUUUAAUUUAAACAUAAUAUAUAAACCAAAUAUUAAAUACAUAAAUCUAAACAAAAUAUACAAAAUUAAAAUAAAAAACGAUGUUAAAUAAAGAAAACUAAUAACAUAACAUAAACAAAAUAAAAAUUAGAAUUGUAAGGUGCUUUGCCGCGCUUGCUCUUGUAUGUAAAUACAAUUAAUUGAUCCUUAAAGGAUUACUAUUUUUAAAUAUAAUUAUGUACAAAAAAUUAUAAUAAAUUUAUUAAAACUAAAUAAAAAAAAGAUUGUAAAUUAUUAUUUAUACCAUCA